AUGUCACGGCCGACUGUGGCCGACCUCACCGGCGACCAUGUCAUCGCACAACUCGCUCGCAAGCACUGGCUCACCAAGUCGUCCCCAAAAGUGCUGCCGGAGACAGUGAAAGAGCUGUGGGAGGCUGUAGAAGCCGACACAACACCUCCCUUUGCUCUCUUACUACUGGAACAACUACAGACCCUCGAGCGAUUCCUAUGGCCCGGCUACGGCCAGGAGAGUUCGAAUCAGCAUGUCCUGCUACUGGCAUUGCUGGUCAAUGUCAAGCGAACAGAACAAUUACCCGUCUGGUCCCUCUUCGCAGAACGACCGGACCACUUCUCCACCUUCUACCGCCGCAUCACACACUUGAGUCUUGAUCAGUCGCUCUCGACUCCCAUACGCACGCAACUGCUUGUCUUCUUAGUCGGAGCGUUCCAGAGUCUGGAUAGCGGGAUUGUGCGCCGAGAGUGUGCACCCUUAGUUUCAGUCGGGAUAUGGCAUCAUCUGCACAGUGAGCGAUCGAGGGAACAUAUCCUGGCGAAUAGUGUGCAAGGGCAGAAGGCGUGGAGGGCGGCGGGGAAGAAGUACGAGAAUGCGGAUGCGUCUGGGCAGGCGAGGUUGCGGUUCGAGAGGAGCUGGCUGUAUACUCUGGCGCUGGACUUCCUGGAUAAGCUCUACGAUGUUGAUGGCGCGGCGGAGCGGAGGCAGGAGAAUAUGCUGUAUUGCGAGCGAUUCAUGGAGUUGCUUUGUGAUCUGGAGUCACAGCUACCCACGAGACGAUACGUCAAUACGCUACUGCGAGACCUGAACAUACUCUCUGCAAUCAAGCUCUCGCCGCUUUACCAGGACGCCGACGAUAUUGCUCUUUUACGGGAUAUGACGCAGCUGUUGCAGCAUUACAUGUACUUUCCCAUUGACGACCAGACCGGCAAGGAGCUCAGCCAGCAGGAGUAUGAGGAUGCGCAUAAUGCUCGUAUAGCACGAUUGCAGAAUGUGGCGCUAAAGCUGCAUCCUGAGACGCUUAAGAUUCUGGUGCUGGCGAAUUAUGGAUCGCUUUCGCAAAAGGGUGAACUACUUGGUCAUCUCCAGGCGCUGAAUGAGGAGCAGUUUGUGGAACUAUGUGGCGAACUUCUUUUGCGGACUUCGUAUCCGGAAAAGUCAUUGGUUCUGCAAGAUCGACAAUUCUUUAACGAGGUGCUUGCCUCGCUUAUCGAACAACACGCACUAUACACGGAAACCGUGCGAUCGACUGCCAUCCUGCCUACGGAGAAUACGUUAUACGAGCUGUCGAGUCUCCGAGCAGGUGGCUAUGACGGGAGCAGACCUCUAGCCAUACCUAAGCUUAACUUGCAGUACCUGACCCUGGGCGACUUUCUAUGGCGAUCCUUCACGCUGUACCGUAGCGAAGCCUUCUUCGAGAUCCGCAAGCAUGUUCAGGAUGUCAUCAAGAAGCUUCAGCCACGAUUGCAAGGUACAAAUACACGUCUCGAAGGUCUCUCGAAAAUGGCUAUACCGAUUGGCAAGCCUGCUGUCACUCAGACUCAACCGGCGAAGGUGGGUGAGGAUGUUCUGGGAGAGGUACAGGUCGAGGUCUCGCUGGAUGUUAGUCGUCUACAGCCUGGUCUGAGACGAGAGUGGGAGGGCUUGAGGCCGGAUGAUGUCGUGUACUUGAUUGCUGUGCAACCCACGGAGACGGAGAAGCGGCUUACGAAUGGCACUUCCUUCCAGUCACCUGCUGAGAAAGCUGGGAUCAAAGCUUUACGCUGCGCCGAGGUCGUUAGUGUGCUUGACGAGCAAGGGCGGAUCCUACGACACGAUCGCAAUUCGCGGAACGAUGACUUUGAUCGCCCAAGGCAGCGACGACUGUUGCUGAGACUGGAUGCUACGGCUUACCAACUUGACAAGGAACGAGCUGAGGCUGGAAAAGGAGACGUACUGGACAGUAUUAAUCUUGUUGUGCGACGUACUGCUAGGGAAAACAACUGGAAGCCGAUACUGGAAAGUAUCAAGCAGCUCACACUGAGCAACGAUAGACCGGUGCCGGCAUGGCUGCGUGACGUCUUCCUUGGCUAUGGCGAUCCUUCUUCGGCCUCAUACAAGCGUCUCCCGAGCAGGCUAAAGAGUGUCGACUACCGCGACACACUCCUAGAUUGGCAGCACCUGAUCGAAACCAUGUCCGGCAAGACCGUCGAACCCGAUCCAGGCGCUGAUGCCAGCUUCCCACCACCUUACGUCCUCGAAGCUGUGACCGACCAGUCGCAAGCACCUCCUCCACGCACAAGCAAGAAGCGGAGACGAGACCAACCGGAUGGGCCUGAGCCAGCACAGGUCAUUGAGUCGGUGAGAGUCAGCACGUAUACGCCACCGAAUCCUGGUCCUUACCCAACAGAUGCACCCAAGCUGAAUACCGUCCGCUUCACGCCGUCGCAGGUCGAUGCUAUCACUUCUGGCACACAACCUGGAUUGACUGUUAUUGUUGGUCCACCGGGUACAGGGAAGACAGAUGUCGCGACGCAGAUUAUUAGUAACAUCUACCACAACCACCCUCAGCAGCGGACACUGUUGAUAGCACAUUCCAAUCAAGCACUCAACCAGCUGUUUCAGAAGAUCGUGGCGCUGGACAUCGAUGAGCGGCAUUUACUGCGGCUUGGCCAUGGCGAGGAGGAGCUAUCUGGAGAUGUCAGCUUCAGCAAGGCCGGUCGUGUCGACUCUUUCCUCGAGCGAGGGAGCGAAUAUCUUGCUGAUGUCCAGCGGCUGGCUGCGAGUAUUGGUGCACCAGGUGCUCACGGCAAUAGCUGCGAGACAGCUGAAUACUUCGACCAAGUCUACAUCCGCCCACGCUUCAAACAAUACUGGAACGAAGUAAACGCCACCCAGGCCGACCCCGCCUCGACCUUCCCCUUUCUCCCUUUCUUCGCCGAUGCGCCCCAGCCACUCUUCCCUCCCAAUGCGAGCAGAGACCAGCACCUCGACAUCGCCCGCGGCUGCGAAACACAUAUCCGGAAAGUCCUCGACGAGCUCGCUGAGAUCCGACCCUUUGAGCUUCUGCGCCAUCAGAGGGACAAGUCGAACUAUCUUCUGGUGAAGGAGGCGCGGAUUAUCGCUAUGACGUCCACGCAUGCGGCGAUGCGGAGACGGGAGAUUGCGAAUCUGGGAUUUAGGUACGAUAAUGUGGUUAUGGAGGAGAGUGCGCAGGUCACGGAAACGGAGUCUUUCGUUCCGUUCGUUAUGCAAGACCUCGCCCGCUCCGCAGACCCCACCACCAGCAGCAAAAACAAGAAGGAGAAGCCGGGUGAGGAAGCCGGUGGUCUCCAACGCAUAAUCCUCAUAGGCGACCACCUCCAAAAUUCUCCCAUCAUCCCCCACGCCGCUUUCAGGACCUACGCCCACCUUGACCAAUCGCUCUUCCUCCGCCUCAUCCGCCUAGGAGUCCCCUCCAUCACUCUCUCAGCCCAAGGCCGCUCCCGACCCAGUCUCGCCGAACUCUAUAGAUGGCGCUAUCCCUCCCUCACGAACCUCCCCUUCACGUCCUCCAACCCCGAAUUCGUCUGCGCGAACGCAGGGUUAAAGUACGAGUACCAAUUCAUCGACGUCCCGGAUUACAAAGGCCAGGGUGAAACGGAACCGAGUCCGCAUUUCUUCCAGAAUUUGGGCGAGGCGGAGUAUGCGGUUGCGCUGUUUCAGUUUAUGAGAUUACUUGGAUAUCCGGCGGAGAGGAUCAGUAUUUUGACCGCUUAUGCGGGUCAGAGGGCGUUGGUGAGGGAUGUGCUUCUGCAUCGGUGUAAAGGGAAUAGACUGUUCGGGAUGCCCGGGUGGGUCGGGACGGUGGAUAAGUAUCAGGGGAUGGAGAAUGAUUAUGUGAUUUUGAGUUUGGUGAGGACGAAGGGGGUGGGGUAUUUGAGGGAUUUGAGGAGGUUGACUGUUGCGUUGUCGAGGGCGAGGUUGGGGUUGUAUGUUCUUGGACGGAGGGAGGUGUUUGAGGGGAGUUUGGAGAUGGGGGAGGCGCUGGGGGGGCUGUUGGCGAGGAGUGGGAAGUUGGAGGUUGUGGCGGGAGAGAUGUUCCCGGCUACUAGAGGUGUGGCGGAUGAAGUGCAGGGAACUGUGAUGGAGGGUGUGGAGCAUCUGGGUCAGUAUGUUUAUGAGAUGACGCAGGCGAAGGUUAAGGCUCUUAAGGAGGGAGGUGGGAGUCUGCCGCCUGCUGCUAUUGAGAGUGCUCACCAUGAUGAUCAAGAUGAGGAGGAGGAGGAGGAGGAGGGGGGGAUGGAUCGCUUGGAUGAGGCGGAUCAGGAGGAUGUGGUUGGGUAG
This is a messenger RNA of Recurvomyces mirabilis, 4287 nucleotides long. RefSeq lists its product as uncharacterized. Bases 1 to 4287 code for a protein of 1428 amino acids. Gene Ontology annotation, molecular function: mRNA binding; helicase activity. Gene Ontology annotation, cellular component: catalytic step 2 spliceosome. The transcript has a single exon. The record is from RefSeq and is a predicted model, not a curated record. NCBI's taxonomy places the organism in Eukaryota, Fungi, Ascomycota, Dothideomycetes, Mycosphaerellales, Teratosphaeriaceae. Gene Ontology annotation, biological process: mRNA splicing, via spliceosome.